ACCAACCUGAACGCGUGAGUCUCAACGUAGUUAAUGUGUAAAUAUAUCCUGCUGCUGUUGCAGUCGUGGUCAAUGUCAAGGACACGUUUAUAAGGGAGCUGAACAUUUGCUCAAGCUUUCUUUUCCCUUACAUUCUUGCACAUUCUACUAUCGAAGAAUCAGACGUUCGCUGUUAAAGAGGAAUCAUUUGAAGCCAAACUGUGUCUGUAUAUGUUGAGCAGCAAACAGCAAAACAGGAUCUAGGAAUGGUGGAUCAUUUGCUUCCCAGUGAUGAAUCAUUCCUGCAUGUAAAUUCAUUUUCUGGGUACAAAUAUAACAUGCUGACAGAUGGGGGGCACUACCAAAUGCAACCUUCACCACUAUCAGAGGAUGAGAGUGAUUCAUCCAGCUUCCGUUCCUGCUCUAGCCCAGAAUCCCAGGUUCUGAGCUCAAGUUAUGAAAGCACUUCAAGUACUGAAAGCCAAGACAGCAUUUUGGACUACCUUCUUUCUCAAGCUUCUUUGGGAAAGAUGUCCCAGUCAUGGUGGGACAAGAGAGAAGCUAGUUCAGGGGUGAAAGAUGAGAACUUUGGGGUACCCAGCUUUACAGCAGAUGUUGAAGAGUCUGGAGCAUUUCAGCCAACACUUGAAGAGAUUGAGGAAUUUCUUGAAGAAAAUAUGAAUCAUGACCUCAAAUGUGAACUCCAAAAUGAGACCAAGGAACUGAGGACUACUGGUCAGUUUUCUCAUACUGCAAUUCAAUGCAAUGACCAAACUGUGCCCAGUAUUGGUGAUUGUGAGUCUAAACUAGAACACUGUUCUACUGAACAACAAAGUGCUGCCUCACACCAAAGUGAACCUAGUGACAGAGGAAUGCCAAUUAUCUUACAAAUACAACCUUUACAGAUUAAACAGGAAGGGACCUCUGGUUUCAAUGAACAGCAACAAGGAGCAAUAAAGAUUGCACAGCUGCUAGUUAACAUUCAAGGACAGACAUAUGCAUUGGUGCCUCAGAUUGUUCAGUCUACAAACUCAAGUCUGUCCCCCAAAUUUGUUCGAAUAGCUCCUGUACCAAUUGCUGCAAAACCUUUAAGCGUGGGUGAGGGGACACAAGGGCAUUCAGGUAUCAUCAUUGGGCAGAAAUUUCAAAAGAGCGCAACAUCAGAACUGAUAAAAAUGCAUAAGUGUACCUUCCCUGGUUGCAACAAAAUGUAUACCAAGAGUAGUCAUUUAAAGGCCCACCUGCGGAGGCACACAGGAGAAAAACCAUUUGCAUGCACGUGGCCUGGAUGUGGUUGGAGGUUUUCCAGGUCUGAUGAGCUGUCCAGACAUAGACGAUCCCACUCUGGUGUAAAGCCAUACCAGUGUCCUGUCUGUGAAAAGAAGUUUGCCAGAAGUGACCACUUGUCCAAGCAUAUCAAAGUGCACCGGUUUCCAAGAAAUAGCAGAUCUGUUCGUUCUACCAGUUAACUACCUCCAAUGUGCCAUCAUAAGCAGUCAAGUGUGCUUUGUUGUGGUUAGUUGAUGACAAUUGGAACACAAUACUGUUAUUUUAUGCACCAUGUAUGAGUAUGUGAAUCCUUAUAUUUGUUUAGUUUUUUUUUUCUUUGUGGGUUGGGGGCUAAAACGACAGUAUUUUUAAGCUGUUACACUGCUGUCAGAAGUUAUUGCCCUUAUGUCUGUACCAUUGUUUCAGUUACUUACAUGGAAGGCAGGCAGUGUUGCUGAAGAGGGCACCUUAUAAUGUGACAGUUAAAAAUUAACAGCUUAUAUUGAUUUAUUUUAGAAAUGCAUUUAAAAUGCUUUUGUUAGUUAGUAUCAUAAAAAUCCAAGCAACCCAGAGACAUAUAUAAUUUCAUUCCCUUUAUUCAUGCACCAAAUUAGUGGUUUCUGGUGUUCAUGUUUUACUUACUAUGGAACCUUUUUAACUGUGAGAUUUGUUUCAGAAGUUGCUUCCACAUGAAUAUUUUUAAGCUUUCUCGAGAUAAGCCCAUUUAUUAAAUUUAGAUGGCAAUAUUUAACUGUUGCAAUGUCUGCUAUUCUCUCUUUUUCGCAACUUUUUAUUAAACAAAAUAAAUUCAAAAUAAAAAAUAAGACAUUUGUCUUGUAUACAACAGAAAACAGUGCAAACACAAGCAGUUACGUCCCCUCCAUUCGUAUGAUGCUUUGUUUGAUGUGACAGAGCUGGAACAUUCCCUCCUACCUAUUCAUCGAUGCACUUUCUUACAAGAGAAAGACAAGGAUAGCUAUGUGCAACUUGCAGUUUUGUAGUACAAUAUAUUCUGCUGGCUUUAAAUUACACAUAAAUAUGUAUAUACAAACUUUAGCAUCAAAUUGUUGCUUCUGUUCCAGGUAACAAACAUUAAUUUGUAGUCAUAUAAAAAUGUUUCUCUAGUUCGUUCAACAAAGUACCUCUGUAGUGUUGUGAAACGAGCCACAUAUGAUGCCAUCUUAUAUGAAAGAAAGAUGACCUCUUCUUACUUUACAUCUACAGUAACAGCAUUUAUCAGCUGAUGGAGUUUUUCAUCUCUCUCGCUCUCUCUCUCUCAGUGGUAGCAUGACUAUUCACUUUGUUCAUUAUUAUUGCAUUGCGAGGAAAUAUGUCUGUCAGCCAAGAACCUGUGUUUUCAAGUUCACUGAGAAGUCACAUCAAAAGCUAUUAAAUAGAAUGUCUGAAAAUUGUUGUGUGCAGAUAAAUAUCUCCAGCCUCGUCUAUAGGCCAUAUGAACAUGUCUGUUUUCAGUAUUACUAUCAAAGGUUUCUAAAUCCACAAUCUUCUUUUGAUAUUUAAACUAGCAUAAAUCAUCAAAACAUCAGUAGUAAAUCCAGACAUUCCUUUUAUCUUGCCUGUUUACAGGGACUUUGCACUUUGGAGUGCCCUUACUUUGUUGACUUCUGUAGAGGAGGAUUUCUUUAACAGGUUGCAUGAACAUUCAGAUCUAAAACAUUUAUGUCCCAAGCUCUAGGCAUACAGACUACCUGUAUAGAAACUUUUUCUGCAAAACAGCAUUCCUGUUCACCUUUUGUUCAUUAAUGGCACCUGUAACACCAGGUUUGUUCUAACUGAUUAUAUGCUUUUACUUCAGUCAUCUUUUGCAGCAAGGGCAGUAGAGUAUCGGUCUGUUAGCAAAUUAUUGGUCAGCAUUUUCAGCUAGACAUCUGUCUUGAAUGAUACAAAGCUUAACACUCUGCUCAAUGUUUUAUUUUUGCAUAGAUUAAAGCAUAUUCUAGCUAACACAAGGUAUUCAUUAAUCAUAAUCACAUAAAAGGGCAAUAUCUUUUUACGGAAGUCAGGUUAAAUAUCGUUGUUAUGAUCAUUAAUGUUUUCAGAACACAGUGGCUAUAAAGCAUGGUGCUAUAUUUAGAAGUAUUUUGAGCCUAAAACCUCUUAAUUCAGUGCCACAUAAUGAAACAUGUUGUGGUGAUUAUCACUUUAAGUAUAAAAAAUGUAAAUUAUUAAUAAUAUUACGAGAGUCUAUUUUGGAUAUGACUGCCACAUAAAAUAACCUGUAAUAAAACCCUGCAUUUAUAUAUGUUUUAGAUUAAUACAAUCACAUAUAGUAAUAUAUAAUGUAUAUAUAUUGAUAAAUUUCAUUUUGGAACAAUAUCUCCAUUCCAUUUGUUAGAAAUUAAUAUAAGUGAUCUAGCUUGUAUUAAUUAAGCAACCGCACAUCCUAUGAAUGUAUGUAAAUAGACUGUAUAUAGCUACAUCUAUAUAAAAUAUCUUUUAAUAACAUGUCUUGGGUUUAUGUAAAUUGUAAGAAGCCUGUAAAGUCAAUGUAUAUACAUAACAAUUAUGUAUAUUUUCCAUUUGUGCAACAUAAAGAUACUUUUACUUUGUCAAUAAAAUAACAAUGAAAUUAAAA
Molecule: messenger RNA, 3844 nt
Organism: Protopterus annectens (West African lungfish)
Lineage: Eukaryota; Metazoa; Chordata; Ceratodontiformes; Protopteridae
Gene: KLF15
Product: Kruppel like factor 15
Exons: 3
Coding region: 246-1448 (400 amino acids)
Biological process (GO): regulation of transcription by RNA polymerase II
Molecular function (GO): DNA-binding transcription factor activity, RNA polymerase II-specific; RNA polymerase II cis-regulatory region sequence-specific DNA binding
Source: RefSeq, a predicted model, not a curated record